Phytomonas sp. EM1 is the source of this 1431-nucleotide messenger RNA. NCBI's taxonomy places the organism in Eukaryota, Euglenozoa, Kinetoplastea, Trypanosomatida, Trypanosomatidae. The record is from the annotation of a GenBank genome assembly.
AUGAUUCGUCGUACUGCUCUUCAGCUUGUAGCCUAUGAUCUUGCUGUGAUCGGAGGUGGACCUGGGGGCUAUGUGGCCUCAAUUAAAGCUGCACAGUUGGGACUUAAGACCGUUUGUAUCGAGAAGCGCGGGGCACUUGGCGGCACUUGUCUUAAUAUCGGAUGUAUCCCUUCAAAGGCGCUUCUCCAUGCGACUCAUCUAUACCAUGAUGCGCACGCAAACUUCGCGAAGUUCGGUCUCCGGGGUGGUGAGAAUAUAACAAUGGACGUCACAGCCAUGCAGAAGCAGAAGGAUAAGGCGGUCAAGGGGCUCACAGGGGGUGUUGAGUACCUUUUCAAGAAGUAUAAAGUAAGCUAUGCAAAGGGUGAGGCAAGCUUUGUAAACCCCAACGAGCUGAAGGUGAAAGGUCUUGAUGGUAAGGACGAAACAAUCACAACCUCUAAAACCAUCAUCGCUACCGGAAGUGAACCGAUGGAGCUACCAUUUCUCCCUUUUGAUGAGAAGGUGGUGCUGUCCUCAACGGGCGCCCUUGACCUGCCCUCUGUGCCGAAAAAAAUGAUCGUCGUUGGCGGUGGUGUGAUCGGCCUCGAGCUCGGCAGCGUGUGGGCCCGUCUUGGGUCGGAGGUGACCGUCGUGGAGCUCGGGUCCCGCUGCGCAGUAACAGUGGAUCCGGACGUGUCGAAGGUUCUCACCGACUACCUCGCGAAGCAUGAGAAGAUGAAGUUCCUGAACAACACCAAGGUAGUGAGCGGUAAGAACAACGGCACAAGCGUCAGCGUUGAGGUCGAGGGGAAGGAUGGUAAGCGUCAGACCCUGAAUGCGGAUGUUUUGCUUUGUUCUAUCGGUCGUCGCCCGUAUACGAAGGGCCUUAACACUGAGGCCAUUAACCUAAAGCUAGAGCGCGGCUUUGUGGAUAUCAACGAUCACUUUGAGACAAAUGUGCCCAGUGUGUACGCCAUCGGCGACGUGGUGGUGAAGGGUCCAAUGUUAGCCCACAAGGCCGAGGACGAGGGGGUCGCUCUGGCUGAGCAGCUUGCUGGCAAGCCCAGCCACGUGAACUACGAUGCCAUUCCAAGUGUUAUUUAUACCAUGCCCGAGGUCGCGCAGGUCGGGAAGACCGAGGAGGAGGUUAAGAAGGCGAAUAUCGAGUACAAGGUCGGUAAGUUCCCCUUCGCGGCCAACUCGCGCGCGAAAGCUAUUACCAUGGAGGAUGGCUUUGUGAAGGUGAUAACAGACAAGAAAACGGAUCGGAUAUUGGGAGUCCAGAUUGUGUGCAGUAUUGCGGGUGAGCUCAUCGCGGAGACCGUACUCGCUAUGGAAUACGGCGCCAGUUCGGAGGAUGUUGGUCGAACAUGUCAUGCCCACCCCACGAUGUCCGAGGCUGUAAAGGAGGCGUGCAUGGCCUGCUAUGCACAAACUAUCAACUUCUAG